Corvus hawaiiensis (hawaiian crow) is the source of this 1796-nucleotide messenger RNA. It is a transcript of the gene CCDC181, whose product is annotated as coiled-coil domain containing 181. The coding region runs from base 222 to 1694 and encodes 490 amino acids. Gene Ontology annotation, molecular function: small GTPase binding; microtubule binding. Gene Ontology annotation, biological process: intracellular protein transport. The record is from RefSeq and is a predicted model, not a curated record. Lineage: Eukaryota; Metazoa; Chordata; Aves; Passeriformes; Corvidae. The transcript has 6 exons.
CCAUUGCAUCCUGCCACAUCGUGUACAGCCGAGAGAGCUGCAAGGGGCACGCAGCUGCUGUGAAGGAGUGGAAUUUCUUUGCUGGAGAUAGAGCAUGCAGUGCGGUUUGGCGGAGAUGAGAUAAACAGUGCACGCGGCUGUCUGCCUGGGAUGCUGUGACUGUUUCUUUGUUCCAGUUGAUGCUGGGGGCUGCUGGAGUAUUAAACUAACACAUCACCAAAAUGAGUGAAAAGGAAGAUCAAGGAGAUCCAGCAGAUGUCGGUGAUUUAACAGAAAAUGCAGAAUAUGAGGAUGAUUUUGAAAAUGACCCUGAAUGCCUAACUGAUGAAGAAAAAACCCAAAACCUUGGUGAAAAAGAGAAUCCUGAAGAAAAUGAAGAGGAUAUUGAAGCACAAAUUCCUAAAGCUGCAGACAGCUUUGAGGAAGACAGUAAGGAAAUGGAAGAAAAUCUAGAUCAGCUUUUAGAGGCAGAUGUAAAAGUGAAAGUGAUAUACUCUAGUAAAAAAUAUUUGGAAUCCGGGGCAGAUACGGAACAGGAGGACCACGAAUCUGAUAGUGAGAGAGAAAGCUUUAUCCAGGAAUCCAAGCUGGAAAAUGAGCAGGAUCUGAAUGAGGAAGAGGAUGAAGAAAUAAAGCGUUACGUCUUGGGAAGGAUUGAAGAAGCCAACAAAGAGCUGGAAAAUCAGGCUCCUGUGGAUCAAAACAGAGAACGGAAAUUAAAAUUUAAGGAUGAGUUGGUGGAUCUUCAAGCUCCUCCUCCAGAAAAUGCUGAAGUUGGUAAAACUGACCUUGCAAGAGGAGACGAUGUUUCAAGGAGGCUGUCUCAGCUGCGUAUUUCUAAUGACAUGGGACAGAAACGCCCAUCGCUUUCAGCACGUGCUGGCUCAGAUGAUGAAAUGACAGAUGCUAAAAUCCUAGUGGAAAAAGAUAGAAAGUUUGAACUCUUAAGUAUACGUGAUAUUGAAAGCCAGGGCAUUUUGCCCCCAAUAAGUGUUUCUUUUACAGAUAUUGAAACUCAACAAACAUCUCCAAAAUCUUCACUCUCCAGUUCUUCUCACACUGCCUCUAAAAUGAAAGAAAUGCCUCCAUCUAACUCUAAGCAUCCUCCAGAUUCUGCUUUGAGUGCUGCAAGAGAUCUGGGAAAACAGAAGAGUCCACAGAAGACUGAGUCUGCACACGUGCCCAUGAAAAGCUCCACUUACAGUCUUACUCCCAGACAAAAAGAAUUAAGGAAGCAGAUAGAACAAAGGAAUGAAAGACUGAGGAGAGAGGAAGAAGAAAGGAAAAGGGAGCUAGAAGAAGAGAGGAGAAGAGAGAAUGACAUAGUUUUUAGAGCGUGGUUACAGAAGAAGAAAGAACAACUACAAGAAGAAAAGCGAAUUCGUCUUGCAAAACAGCUGGAAGAGCUGAGCAUCAAAGAGAGGAACAGGGAUCCAGAAGAAGCCUACAGGUUAUGGCUUAAAAAAAAGCACCAACAGUAUGUGAGAGAAAAACGGAUAGAAUUUUUGAGACGCCAAGCUGAGGAAGUGCCCUAUUUUCCAAGGGCAGAGGAAUGCGACAGAGCUUUUAGAGACUGGCUGAGAAGGAAGAGAGAAGAGAAACGAGCAGCAGAACUAGCUGCUAAAGAGAGAGCCAGGCAGCUUAGAUUAGAAGCCAGAAGAGCAAGACGGAUGCGGAACAUGCACUAUAUUUAGUCCAGAUCCAAAAUCCUUUUGCUUCACAGACCAUUACAGUUGAAAAUUUGAUGUAGCCACAGAGUUCUUGGUGACAAUCUUCUUAAUUUUUAUGGCUUGAGU